Molecule: messenger RNA, 708 nt
Organism: Macrosiphum euphorbiae (potato aphid)
Lineage: Eukaryota; Metazoa; Arthropoda; Insecta; Hemiptera; Aphididae
Source: the annotation of a GenBank genome assembly
AUGCCUUCGAUCCAUCGCAGGUGCGGCCCGUCCAAGAUACAAUGGUUGGAGCAGAAUUCCAUGAAAAACGGAUUCAAGCCCGGGGUGCACGAAAAGUACGGGCUGUAUGUGGGCAACUGGGAAUACGACACGAAACAAGGAAAAGGAAAAAAGUCUUACAAGAACAAAACAGUUUACGAGGGAGAUUGGGUCGCAAACAAAAGACAUGGUUUUGGCGUACUGACGAAGAAAGUCGAUGACCAUUUUGUAUACGUUUACGAAGGACAAUGGAUCAAUAACCGAUUCGCUAAAGGCAAAUGGUACGAAGAGGGCGGCAUUUACGAUGGUAGCUUUUCGACGGCCGGUAACAGAAUAAAAUGCGGUUACGGGACCAUGCGGUGGAACGACGGUGCCGUAUACCGAGGUCAUUGGCGAAACAACGAAUACGACGGCCGAGGAAGACUCACAGAAGUGAACGGUAACGUUUACGAUGGACUAUGGAGAAAUGGUUUGAGACACGGUGAAGGCGUGUACGUGUUCAAAGACAAAGGUCAAUUUAUGGAGGGCGUUUGGAUUGGUGGAGAGCUGAAACUCAGCACCGUCAGAUAUGUCGACGAACCGGACAUUGCUCGAACACAUUAUUUGAUGCCUGAGAUUUCCAAAUCUGACGAGAAAAGUAUACGAGAAGCGUACGAGUACACGAAAUCGGAAACGCUCAAAAACCUGUGA